AUGCAAAGAGAGGAUACCAACGCCGUGCGAGAACAUAGAAAAGAAAGCGAGGCCAAGAAACAAAGCCAUAAAGACAAAUUUGUGUAUCAUCUCAUCGCUGGGUAUGUUCAAUUCUUUUUUUGGAAAUAG
Messenger RNA from Penicillium digitatum Pd1, 129 nucleotides. NCBI's taxonomy places the organism in Eukaryota, Fungi, Ascomycota, Eurotiomycetes, Eurotiales, Aspergillaceae. The record is from RefSeq and is a predicted model, not a curated record.